Molecule: messenger RNA, 2031 nt
Organism: Photinus pyralis (common eastern firefly)
Lineage: Eukaryota; Metazoa; Arthropoda; Insecta; Coleoptera; Lampyridae
Gene: Wdr37
Product: WD repeat-containing protein 37
Exons: 7
Coding region: 63-1526 (487 amino acids)
Cellular component (GO): preribosome, large subunit precursor
Molecular function (GO): protein binding
Source: RefSeq, a predicted model, not a curated record
AGCAAGUGUUAUUGAUUUAUGUGCUAAUACAUUAUUAAUGUUUUUUAUGCAGUUAAUGUUUGAUGUUGCACAUUCGUUAUAGGAUGUCAAUAAAUCAAACGCCGUCCUCCGGAAAAUCGUUUAAAGUGAAACGUAACUCGAUGGCACGACCGCAAAGUACCAUCGAAGAGGUGUACAGCAGUUUAAGAAGUGAUCUCGAUGAUUCUUUAAAUCCUGCAUAUCGUUUACGGUUACAUAAUUUAUUUAGACAAAUUGAGAAAGAAUUUGAAAUAUUAUACCAAGAAAAUCAAAGCUUGCACGAGAAAGUGGAAUUAUUGAAUGAAAAAGUUGAACGUGAAGGGUAUGAUAAACAGAAUUUCGAUUGUGUCGACUUUGAUAAUAACAUUGCUAAAGUGUUAAGUAAAAAAUUAAGCAACACAUCGACGCAGAAGUUAAAGACGGCAAAUAAACUUAAAGCUCAAACAAGUAAGAUAGUGUCCAGUUUUAAAGCUCCUCAUCUAAAUUGCUCGAUCAUAAGAGAAUAUGUGGGACACAAAGAUGGGAUCUGGGAGGUAUCGGUGGCCCGUCUUGGACAACCAAUUAUUGGAACGGCAUCAGCAGAUCACAGUGCUUGUAUCUGGAGUGUGGAUAGUGGUCGAUGUUUACUCCAAUACCACGGCCAUAAUGGCUCUGUAAACUCGGUACGUUUUCAUCCUAUUAAGGACAUGGUGUUAACAUCUAGUGGAGAUUGCUCCGCCCAUAUUUGGCAAGCCGUAGUUAGUUGGGACCUUCCAAAAGGCCACUCGUCGGAGGAGGAACUGGAAUUAGGGGAGGAAUGUGAAGAUCAACGUGCAGAUGCCAAAGCGGCUACUUUAAGAACGCCAGUGUGCGAACUGGGCGGGCAUACAAACGCAAUAUCUGCGGCAGAAUGGUUAUCAGGGGCGGAUCAGGUUAUAACAGCAGGUUGGGAUCGACUAGCUGUUUUACAUGAUGUCGAAUCAGGUGCCACAAUUACGACUUUGACGGGUCACGAUCUGGAACUCACUCACACAGCUACUCAUCCUACCCAAAGAUUAGCCGUUACUUCAUCGCGGGAUAGCACAUUUCGUUUAUGGGAUUUCAGAGAGAGUGUACAAUCAGUAUCUGUCUUUCAAGGACAUUCUGAGAGUGUCACUUCUGCCGUUUUCACACAUGAAGACAAAGUUGUAUCUGGUUCUGAUGACAGAACCGUUAAAGUGUGGGAUCUGCGUAACAUGCGGUCACCUGUCGCCACUAUUCGAGCAGAUUCUGCCAUCAACCGACUUUCUGUGUCAUCUAAUGGUGUUAUAGCGAUACCUCAUGACAAUAGGCAUAUAAGGCUAUUCGAUUUAAAUGGACAGAGGUUAGCUCGCCUGCCGAGAUCGAGUAGGCAAGGCGGUCAAGGUCAUAAUCGUAUGGUAUCUUGUGUAGCGUGGUCUAACGACCAUCUAAAUCAUGUAAAUUUGUUCACUUGUGGAUUUGAUAGGCGAGUUCUAGGUUGGUCCGUGCAAUCUCUUAAAGAUUUAUAAAAUUCUCAUGUUGUCAUUGUAAAAUAGGUGUAAGUGGAACAUAGUAGAAUUUUAGCUUCCAUUUAGAUUAAUUAUCUGUGUUGUGAUAAAAUUUAUUUGUAGAGAAAUAUAUAUUAUAUUUUUUUUGUCAUUUGCCAUGUGGGCAAUAAAAAGAACAUUGAUUAAUACAUCAGUAAAUGACUACAUAAAGUUUUCAUUGCAAUAAUUGUGUAUUAUACCUACAUCUAACAGUAUCAUAGCAAGAUGACCACUGUUGGGUUAAGUUACACAAUGAAUCCAGUUUUAGUGGAAGGUUGGUCUUAAAAAAUGCGUCAUUCACUUUAAAUGUUGUAAUGUCAUGAAUCGGUCAGUUUGAGUUGAAAAUAUAUUCACACUCUGUACAAGUACAAUAUGAAGUCUAUUGUCUAAGCAGAAACACUCAUAAUAAAAUGAUGAUUGUAUGUAUAAUAAUACAUUGUUACUGUUUUUAACGUAUACCUGCAAUAAAUGAAUUGUUGAAAGUCUA